This is a messenger RNA of Aedes aegypti (yellow fever mosquito), 2290 nucleotides long. Its product is annotated as polypeptide N-acetylgalactosaminyltransferase 35A. Gene Ontology annotation, biological process: regulation of Notch signaling pathway. Gene Ontology annotation, cellular component: Golgi apparatus. The record is from RefSeq and is a predicted model, not a curated record. The transcript is spliced from 4 exons. Lineage: Eukaryota; Metazoa; Arthropoda; Insecta; Diptera; Culicidae. The coding region runs from base 197 to 2185 and encodes 662 amino acids. Gene Ontology annotation, molecular function: Notch binding.
CAUUCAUCGCUUUUUGGCGUUUCGCUGCUGGUGAUUUUGAUAUUCUAUUCCAUUCUCAACAAAAACAGCAAUUCGUGAUAGAAAUGUGCUCAAAAAUGUUAUUAUUCGGUCAAUAUUCGUACUUUAAUUGUUAUUCCAAGUUAUGUUGAAUAGGUGAACUUGUUUACGGAUGGUCAUUAAACUCUCAUCCGAGUAAAUGACGAAAGACAAACCCAAAAGAAUCUCAAAGAUGGUGAGCAAAUCGUUUCUUUGGGGCGUAAUUGCCGCAUCGCUAACCUGGUCGGUUAGCUUGUAUCUCUACUGGAGCUUGAGUAGUGGCUCCACAUCUGUUGCUUCCAUACCCACUGGUGCUGGGCUCCGCGGCCAUGGAGAUAGUGGCAAUUCUUUGGCCGUGAUAGGCCCUGUGGAACAGACAGAGGAAGUGGAAAAGAAAAUGAUGUUCCAAAACGGUCACCAGAACAAUCUGGUGGGACUGGAUCCGUUAGAAGGAAAGACAGACACCGGGAAGAGCUUUAGCUUUUUCAAAGAUAAAUAUAACCGGUAUCGGAAGGAGCAGGAGUUUAGAAAGAUAAGCCACAAACUAAUGGAUGAGCUGCAGCCAAUAAUGCCAAAUGGAACAGACGAAUUUGGCAUGGUGCGGAAUUCCGAAGAGCAAUUCAUCAGAGAUGUUGGCUACAGGAAGCACGCGUUCAAUGUGCUGGUUAGCAAUAAGAUCGGUCCGUUUCGAGGGGUGCCCGAUACGAGACAUAAAUUGUGCCACGAGCAAAGCUACGAUAAAGUGCUUCCAUCGGCUUCCAUCAUAAUGUGCUUCUACAAUGAGCAUUUGGAGACGUUAGUCCGCUCCGUGACUUCCAUUAUUCGCCGAACGCCAUCGUAUCUGCUUCAUGAAAUCAUCCUAGUCGAUGAUUGCAGUGAUUUGGAUGAUCUCCGGGACAAUUUAGAGCAUGAGUUGAAUGCCCUCAAGAACAGUAAAGUAAGACUGAUUAGAAAUGCGGAACGAGAGGGAUUGAUGCGAUCACGUGUCUAUGGUGCUCGGAAUGCCACGGGAGACGUGCUGAUAUUCUUGGACAGCCACAUAGAAGUGAACGUAGAUUGGGUCGAACCGUUAUUGCAGCGAAUCAAGACGAACAAAACAAUUCUGGCCAUGCCAGUUAUCGAUAUCAUAAACUCCGAUACGUUUGUAUACUCGUCAAGCCCUCUUGUGCGAGGAGGCUUCAACUGGGGUCUACACUUCAAGUGGGAUAACCUGCCAAAGGGGACGUUAGCAAAAGAAAGUGACUUUGUUGGCCCAUUCCAGUCACCAACAAUGGCAGGGGGACUUUUUGCCGUAGACAGGCAAUACUUCAAGGAUCUUGGCGAAUACGAUAUGGGGAUGGAUGUAUGGGGCGGAGAAAAUCUAGAAAUAUCCUUCCGCACAUGGCAGUGCGGAGGGUCUAUCGAACUAGUUCCUUGUUCAAGGAUAGGACACGUUUUUCGAAAACGUCGGCCUUACGGAUCUCCUGAUGGCUCAGACACUAUGAUAAGGAACUCUCUUCGACUAUCUCGUGUCUGGAUGGAUGAUUACAUAAAAUAUUUCCUGGAAAAUCAACCUCAAGCAAAAAAAGUCGAUCCAGGAGACCUGACGGAUCGUCACGAUCUGAGAAAGCGACUAAACUGUAAAUCCUUCGAAUGGUAUUUGAAGAACAUCUACCCGCAGCUAAAACUUCCAGGAGAGAAAACCACAGAUAGUAAUGUGUCCCAACCCAAGUUCCAACCGUGGCACUCUCGGAAGCGCAACUAUAUCAGUAGUUUUCAGAUUCGGUUGAGCAACAGCAGUCUGUGUGUAACAACGGAGAGUGCAAAAGAGAAGAGCCUGUGGAAGAAAGGAUCCCAUUUGGUGCUGCAUCCUUGCCUGCGAGUUAAAGCACAAAUGUGGUAUGAGACGGAACGGGCGGAAUUGGUACUUGGCCAGUUGUUGUGCUUGGAAGCACCCUCCAGUGCCACCAAAGGUUCACCAAUGUUGAAUAAGUGCCACGAAAUGGGUGGCGAUCAGGCUUGGAAGCACAGGAAAACGAAAGGUACCCCCAUCUACAAUAUUGCUUCCGGCAGCUGCUUGGCAGUUAAGCAAGCUACGAAAGGUGCUCUCGUGGGGUUGGAUUUGUGCGUAAACUCACCACGCAGUACGUGGGACUUGGUGAUUUCAUAGUCGUACAAAAGUUAGAGUAAUCGACGGUUGUCUCUUACCAAACGAAAUGUAAUAUCUCGAAUAAUUCCAGAUCUUGAUAAAUAUAAGCAAUGUUUCAUUUUCUAA